AUGGCGGGCCCCCGGCCGGAUCCCGAGCUGGCCCGGCAGCUCUUCUUCGAGGGCGCGGCCGUGGUAGUGCUGGACAUGCCCGAGGGCACCGAGUUCGGCAUUGACUACAGCGCGUGGGCCGUGGGGCCGCGGUUCCGCGGCGUGAAGAUGGUGCCGCCGGGGCUGCAUUUCGUGCACUGCAGCGCGGACGGCGCCGGCGGGCGGGACGCGGGGCCUCGCUCCGGCCGCUUCCUCAGCCUGCGGCGCCGUGAGGUGCGGGUGCUGCGCUGGGACCCCGCGGGCGAGGCCGUGCGGCCCGAGCCCCCUGAGCAGGGCGAGGCGCUGCGGGACCGCCUGCGGGAGCUGGACCCCUUCCUGGGGCCCUACCCCUACGAGACGCUGAAGAAAUGGGUGUCGCUGAGCAACUUCAUCAGCGAGGCGGCGGCCGAGGAGCUGCAGCCCGAGAGCGGCCAGAUCUGCGCCUUCGCCGAGGUGCUGCCCGAGGCGGCGGGGCGGCACACGCGGGACCGCGCCGGGCAGCGCCGGCCGCCGCUGGGCGCCGAGUGCCGCAGCUACGCCGAGGGCCUGGCCCGGCUGCCCCGCAUGCGGCCGCGGGCCGGCACCCAGAUCCGCUUCUCUAAGCUGCCCCGGCAGGCCUUCCCCGCCGGGGCCAGCCCCGAGGAGAUCACCCGGCAUAGCAUGGACCUGAGCUACGCCCUGCAGCAGGUGAUGGAGCAGCGCUACCCCGGCCGGCCGCUGGGCCUGCUUGCUGAGUUGCAGUUUGCCUUCAUCUGCUUCCUGAUUGGGAAUGUGUACGAUGCCUUUGAGCACUGGAAAAGACUCCUGAACAUCCUGUGCCGUUCAGAAGAGGCCAUAGGGAAGUACCAGGAUCUUUACAUCAACCUCAUUUCUGUGCUGUAUCACCAGCUCAAUGAAAUCCCAGCAGAUUUUUUUGUGGACAUUGUCUCCCAAGACAACUUUUUAACCAGCACCUUACAGGUGCUGUUCUCCUGCACAUGCAGCUCUGCUGUGGAUGAGACUCUGAGGAAAAAGGCUGAGAAGUUCAAAGCUCACCUAACAAAGAAAUUCAAGUGGGACUUUGAGGCAGAGCCUGAUGACUGUGCCCCUGUGGUGGUCCAGCUGCCUGAGGGUGUGCAGGUGGACUGAGCCAAAGGCCCCCUUAGGAGCAAACAGCUUCUAAAAUGACCCUUUCCUUCUUUUCUCCAACACUGCCAGCUUCUUAAAGGCUGUUUCUGGAGCUGAUCCUCUUUCUGCUGGAGUAACAGAUGUGGUAAACCCAGGUGGACGCUGAGCCCUGUGAGGAGACCAGAGGUGUUGGAGGAGUUUGAGUGUUGCCACGUGGCUGCUUUGGACACCUUGGAGUUUUCCCAGCCCUUCUGCAGCAUCUCUCCUCCUAGAACACAAACCACAUACAAAGUCAGAGAAUCAUUAAAGUUGCAAAAGUUUUAAUAUCAUGGAGUUCAACCCUAAAUCUAACUACCAGAAUCCUCCUGCACUCAUCUGUCCUCUGCAUCCGUGCUCCCCUCUCCUGCGGGGCUGGAGCUGAUGCCCUGCUUGGAGAGCACCUGUGAUUCAGGGCUGUAAAGCCCAUGGAGUGGUUUUGGCAGCCCAAAACAGGCUGUGAACUGAAGUUCAACUUUUGCUGGGCUCGUGUUGCAGUGGUGCGACCAUGACUGUUGCACUGCUGUGUUGGGUGCUCAUUGUGAUUUAAAUGUUGGGUAGGUGGCUCAAAGCCACAACAAAAUUCUUCCAAUUUAAACCCUUUUUUUUUUGUGUUUAUUACUGACAUUGUUUUGCCUGGUGUAAAAGAAAGUGAACGCUUUGGUGACAGGAAAUAGUUACUGGACUAUAGUCUCCCAGGUGUUAAAGAACAGAGCCGGCAUGAGAUAAAGGAUCAGAUUUCCACUUGAACUGGAUCCUGUUUUGUUAUAAUUGGAAAUACUAUGUUUUUGCUCAAAAACAGUGACUGAAAAUUAACAGUUUGUAAUGGUCAGGUUCCCAUGAUGAACUGCACUUUUAGCAGCUGAGAAACAAGAAUAUAACUGUACUUCCAUUGUGGUGGGAUUUUUCUUUUUGCAAGGUUGUAGUAGGGAUAACUAAUCAGAAUCCCAAAUUGUUUGGGCUGGUAGGGAUCUUAGAGACCAUCAUGUGUCACUGCUGCCAUGGGCAGGGACACCUUCCACUGUCCCAGGCUGCUCCAAGCCCUGUCCGACCUGGUCUGGGACACUGCCAGAGAUCCAGGGGCAGCCACAGCUGCUCUGGGCACCCUGUGCCAGGGUCUCCUGACUCUCACAGGGAAGAAUUCUUUCCCA
Molecule: messenger RNA, 2312 nt
Organism: Cinclus cinclus
Lineage: Eukaryota; Metazoa; Chordata; Aves; Passeriformes; Cinclidae
Gene: AAR2
Product: AAR2 splicing factor
Exons: 3
Coding region: 1-1146 (381 amino acids)
Biological process (GO): spliceosomal tri-snRNP complex assembly
Source: RefSeq, a predicted model, not a curated record